AGAGAGAGAGAGAGAGAGAGCUGUGAUCUCUGGAGCAAACAUACAAAGAAAACACUACUUUUCUUCGUCUAUCGCACCAGCAGAACGAAAGAAAUGACAAGGCGGAUAUAAGUUUGUGUGGGGAAAUGGACUACAUUUUUCCAGAGCGAAACGAAAGAUUGGCCCAAGCCACUCUUCACUCCGCUCCAGUAUAUUUUGGAAAUCCUCCUCUCGCCCCUUUUGCCCCCCGGCCUCUUCUUUUUUUUUCCACGCGUUUCUUUUAAACAAACCCGCUACAACAACAAUGAACCGUCUAGUCUCCAAAGCCUUCCAAGGUGUCGCUACCCGCCAACAACGCUCAACCACCGGCGUCCUGAACCGUUUGUACUCCACCCACAAGGAGAUCAAGUUUGGCGUUGACGGCCGUGCUUCGCUCUUGAAGGGCGUUGACAUUCUCGCCAAGUCCGUUGCUGUCACUUUGGGUCCCAAGGGUCGCAAUGUCCUCAUUGAGCAGCCCUAUGGCUCUCCCAAGAUCACCAAGGACGGUGUUACUGUUGCCAAGUCUAUCUCCUUGGAAGACAAGUUUGAGAACUUGGGUGCUAGACUCGUUCAAGAAGUUGCUAGCAAGACCAACGAAGUUGCUGGUGAUGGUACCACCACUGCCACUGUGUUGGCCCGUGCCAUCUUCACUGAAGGUGUCAAGAACGUUGCUGCUGGCUGCAACCCCAUGGACUUGCGCCGUGGUGCCCAGGCCGCUGUCGAUGCUGUUGUCGAUUUCUUGAAGGCCAACAGCCGCGUCAUCACCACCUCGGAAGAAGUUGCUCAGGUUGCCACGAUCUCCGCCAACGGUGACAAGCACGUCGGUGGCAUGAUUGCCCAGGCCAUGGAGCGUGUUGGCAAGGAGGGUGUGAUCACUGUCAAGGCUGGCAAGACCAUUGAUGAUGAAUUGGAAGUCACCGAGGGUAUGCGUUUCGACCGUGGCUUCAUCUCGCCCUACUUUAUCACCGACACCAAGACCCAGAAGGUCGAGUUCGAGAAGCCCUUAAUCUUGUUGUCCGAAAAGAAGAUCUCGCUCUUGCAGGACAUUUUGCCCGCUCUUGAGGCCUCUGCCACCCAGCGCCGUCCUCUCUUGAUCGUUGCUGAGGAUCUUGAUGGCGAGGCUUUGGCCGCCUGUAUCCUCAACAAGCUCCGUGGUCAGAUCCAGGUUGCUGCUGUCAAGGCCCCUGGCUUUGGUGACAACCGCAAGUCCAUCUUGGGCGAUAUCGGUAUCUUGACCCAGUCGACCGUCUUCUCUGACGAGCUCGACAUCAAGCUUGAGCGCGCCACUCCUGAGUUGUACGGUACCACUGGCUCUGUUACCAUCACCAAGGAAGAUACCAUCAUCUUGAACGGUGCUGGUUCCAAGGACAUGAUCAACCAGCGCUGCGAGCAGAUCCGUGGUGCCAUGAACGAUGUCGGCACCUCCGACUACGAGAAGGAAAAGUUGCAGGAACGUUUGGCCAAGUUGUCCGGUGGUGUUGCCGUCAUCAAGGUCGGUGGCACUUCCGAAGUUGAGGUCGGUGAGAAGAAGGAUCGUUUCGAUGAUGCCUUGUGCGCUACCCGUGCUGCCGUUGAGGAAGGUAUUGUUCCCGGUGGUGGUGUCGCUCUCUUGAAGGCCGUCAAGGCUUUGGAGAACGUCAAGGUCGCCAACUUUGACCAGCAGCUCGGUGUCAACAUUGUCCGCCAGGCUAUCCAGCGCCCCUGCCGAACGAUCGUCGACAACGCCGGUGGUGAAGGUUCCGUUGUUGCUGGCAAGCUCCUUGAGGAGAAGACUGAUAACAUCAACUGGGGUUACGAUGCCUCGUCCAACGAAUACGUCGACAUGAUCGAACGUGGUAUUGUUGAUCCCACCAAGGUCGUCCGCACUGCUCUUGUCGAUGCCAGCGGUGUCUCGUCGCUCUUGACCACUACCGAAUGCAUCAUCACCGAUGCUCCUGAGCCCAAGGGUGCUGCUGCUCCUGCCAUGCCUGGUGGCAUGGGUGGUAUGGGCGGUAUGGGUGGCAUGAUGUAAACUGUCCUUCCACAUCUCCGUCACUCACUUAACACACAUGCACACACAUACACACACACAACACUUUCUAUCUAUCUUUUCUCUCCAUAAUUUCACAGCAUAAAACAAGUUUUUAGUAUAUAAAUCAAUUAUCACAAAAUUUCGCACACGCUCACACAUGUACAUCCCCUCUCCAUUUUGUAAAGAAUUAAAAAAGAAAAAAGUUUGCUGUUUAUUUUCCAUAUAAAAAAAUAUAGUUUUUUGAUUUCACUCGAGUCAAGAUCACCA
Messenger RNA from Zychaea mexicana, 2296 nucleotides. RefSeq names its product hsp60-like protein. Lineage: Eukaryota; Fungi; Mucoromycota; Mucoromycetes; Mucorales; Lichtheimiaceae. Gene Ontology annotation, biological process: protein import into mitochondrial intermembrane space; apoptotic mitochondrial changes; mitochondrial unfolded protein response. The coding region runs from base 284 to 2029 and encodes 581 amino acids. The transcript is spliced from 3 exons. Gene Ontology annotation, molecular function: ATP binding; protein-folding chaperone binding; ATP-dependent protein folding chaperone. The record is from RefSeq and is a predicted model, not a curated record. Gene Ontology annotation, cellular component: mitochondrial matrix; mitochondrial inner membrane.